GGCCGUCCUAUUGAACCUUUAAUGAAGUGCGGCUGGCGGGUCGAGCGUCUAUUUAAAUGGUUGAUGAAGGGGGUUAUACAUGUUCAGUUAUUCUAAAAGUUGUGUGUUCUUCAGGCAGAGAUUAUUCUUGAAUCUUUUUGCCGCUUCUUUUUGAGUGGAUUGUCUUCAGGAAAAUGGGGAAAGUCAAGGCCGUGGCUCCGAGAGCGGUGAAGAAAAUCGCCGGAGGCGAGGCCGCGGCGGCCAAGGAGAACCAGCAGCUGGCCAUGAGUGAGAAGAAUGUGUGUGUAAAAUCCAAGGUCUGUCAUCGUUUGAGAUCUGCAAAAUCCCCUCCUCCUCGCGCCCCACUGCAAGAUGAAAACUCUGCUUCAAAUAAACAAAUGAAGUUCCAAGUCACAUGUACUGUAAGACGUGAAAUGCAGAAAGAGGAAGGAGAUGAACAAAAUGGUUGUAUCUUUGCUGAACAUUCUCCCAAUCCCAAUAAGGAACUGAACAGUGAAACAAGUGCAAUCAUUGAGGAAGGAGCAGAGACUGCAGCAAAUGACACCCACACUGACAGUGAUCCUGCUGUAAAGGAUGGGCCAGCUACUCCGUGUUCUGUGGGUGGGAGUGGCCCUAAAAUAAGUGCAAAACAUGUUCAGCGGAAAGACAAAGCAAAAUCUUCAAAACGUACAGGUGCAAAAAACCCAGCAGGCCGGAAUCGCAAGGUCACUGAUUAUUAUCCUGUUCGCAGGAGUUGCAGGAAGUGUGAAGGACAGCUGAAGUCAGAAGAAAAGAAAAUAAUUGAUGAUCUGAUUCGCAAUGGGAAGGAAGAAGGAAUGAAGGUCGGUAUAAUUGAUGGAAAAGGUCGUGGGGUGAUGGCGACAAAACCUUUCCAACGUGGAGAGUUUGUGGUGGAAUACAAUGGCGAUCUCAUUGAAUUUACAGAUGCAAAGAAUAGGGAGGCUAAAUAUGCACAGGAUCCCUCCACUGGCUGCUACAUGUAUUAUUUUCAAUACCUCAGUAAAACAUAUUGUGUGGACGCAACAAAGGAAACUUCACGUCUCGGUCGGUUAAUCAACCACAGCAAGAACGGAAACUGUCAGACCAAGUUACAUGAUAUUGACGGGAAGCCACACCUUAUACUUGUUGCUUCUCGGGACAUUGCAAAGGGUGAGGAGCUGCUCUACGAUUACGGAGACAGAAGCAAAGCAUCAAUUGCUGCACAUCCCUGGCUGAAGCAGUGAGCCAAAUUUCACUGUUUUGAAUAAGCAAAACUAUUUAAAGUAUUUGAUCCGAUGCUUGCUCUGAUUUGUGAUGCAGCACUUAAUCAAAGUCAUCAAUAGAGACUACUGGAUUUCACGAGUACUGCUGAGGUGGUAGUCUUGCAUCUUUAGAACUUUUAUAUCUUAAUGCUUUUGUAUAUCUUUGUACACAAGUGUGCUUUAGGAGCUUGCAGUCAUGAGGCAGGUUGUGUUUUUUAUGUAAACAAUUCCAAAAUGUCCAGCUCUUGUACAGUAUUAGCAACCUAGGUCUGCUUUGUGCUCUGACAAAUCUUUUUGCAUAUUUAAGAGAUGAAAUGUUGUCAUUUGAACCACUUUUAGAAAGCCCUCACCCCUCCUUCAGAGUAAUGAAUUUGGUGUCACUUCCAACUGGAAGCUGCAUUUGGACAUGUCUGAAUACAAAGAAUGAGUGUUGAUUUGCAUUAGCUGAGAUUCAGUUUUUAAGGCAGGACUUCACAUCAUAUGCCAGUGCAUGUGUUGUAAACCGCUAUUUAAAAUUUGUAUACAGAAGCUUCAUGUUGAAGACUAUUUAAAUAAAUUCUGUGACUUAACGCUGUUGUUGUGAGUGACUGUACCUCCUCCAUUUUACAUUGUUGUGAUUUCAGCACUUUCCAUCCCACAGACUCUUGAUUGCAUAUACCUCUGAGAUGCUGACAGUGAUAAGUUCAUUACUUUGGGCUGACAAAGACUAUGUUGAACAGUUGGAUAAUCUUAAUCCAUUUUCAGCACACAUGAAUGGAACGGCUGCAAACAACUGCCAUCUCUCCUAAUCAGUAAAGAUGGAUUGUACUGGUCCGUUAGCACCUAGUUAACCAGAAUGGAAAGUGUUCAAUGUGAUCAUCUUUUGUUUCACUGCCUUUAAAGAGAGUGUUGCCAUUUAUUGCAGG
Messenger RNA from Hemiscyllium ocellatum (epaulette shark), 2146 nucleotides. Its product is annotated as N-lysine methyltransferase KMT5A-like. Bases 174 to 1223 code for a protein of 349 amino acids. The record is from RefSeq and is a predicted model, not a curated record. Gene Ontology annotation, molecular function: histone H4K20 methyltransferase activity; protein binding. The transcript is spliced from 8 exons. Lineage: Eukaryota; Metazoa; Chordata; Chondrichthyes; Orectolobiformes; Hemiscylliidae.